AUGGCAGAUAAGUGCACUGGCUGUGACUGCUCUGAUAAGAGCCAAUGCGUGAAGAAGGGGUACGCUGCUGACCUCAUCGAGACCGAGCCGAGCCUUUUCUUUUCGGAGAAUGUUGAUAUGGGUGUGCUGGCAGCCGGAGAAAACGACGGCAAGUGCAAGUGCGGCAGCAGCUGCACUUGCACCAACUGCACCUGUGGCGGUCACUGA
This is a messenger RNA of Striga hermonthica, 207 nucleotides long. The record is from the annotation of a GenBank genome assembly. Lineage: Eukaryota; Viridiplantae; Streptophyta; Magnoliopsida; Lamiales; Orobanchaceae.